CCGCUUGUAGCUCGAUAGAUUGCAAGAUAUGCUUGGCCACUGUAUCACAUUACUUCAGGGGACAUGGCUACAUGGAGGGGGCAAGAGGUAGCUUAAAUAACGUGAGAAGACUUUGAGAAUUUGUAACAACCUUUCAACAUGGAUGAGAAGACUUUCAAAGUUAUCCUGAGUCAAAGACGGUGAUCAAUGGCGACUAAAUUCGAACCCGAUCAUUUCGGCCUUCUAUGCCACCUGGUAACUUUCUCAGAUUGGCAUCGUCCAAAGUUUGGACGGUUUGAAUUUGAACCAACUGUGGAUGCUCUUCGAAAAAUACUUCCUUGGGAAACCAAUUUUAUUAUUGAGCGCAGUGGAAGUUUAGCGGAAAGACUGUAUUUACCAAGGCUGGAAGUGGCCGAGGAAAACGAAGGAAGUAGCGUUCGAUAUGGAACAGAUCUUGAUGUGAUGUUCCUGCCACAACUAGCUGUAAUCAAGGAAAUUACUGAGUCUGAUGAGGAAGAAAACAGUGUAGAUGAAUCAGUUAGCGAUGUUGUUGCUUUUAUUGAGAAUGCAAAAGAACCGAGGUAUGUAAAACUCCGUGUUAAUACUGCUUGCCGGUGGAGUUUACCCGAUGAUGUUUUGGAAAGUGAAGGGGACUGUGUUUACGUAUCAAGCUCUAAAUUUUGCGACGUAUUUCGGAAGAACUUGAACCAAGUUCAAGAAGUUGCAAAAGCAGCUGGACCUUCCUUGUUAGUCACAGAGCAUUUGAUUCAGGAAUCCGGCAUCAGCAUGGAUAGUGUGGAUCUUGUCUUUGCUUUCCGUUGUCCCAAUUGGCCUUCUGUUGCUGAUGAAUGGGCGAAAAGAAAACGGAACUGGCCACAACCAGAAGUCGUGCAGAUGAUUCUCCAUCAAGGUUAUGCCGUGGUCGCAAAAGGGUCUGGAGACAGCAGCGCUUCUCAUCUGGAAUGGAGGUUGUCAUUUUCUUUUGCUGAAACAGUUCUGGCACAGAAUCUGAAUUCAGUGCAGAGGAAAUGCUAUCUGGUUGUAAAAGGUCUCGUGAAAGAUCUCCAUUGUGAAGGUAUACCUUCCUACUGGGUUAAAUGUGCCUUCUUCUGGUUCUUAGAGGAAGCAGACCCAGACAUGUGGAACAAUUCAAACCUUGGCCACUGUGUGCUCGGAGUAAUUGAAAGGCUUACAAAAUGUCUACAGAGUUACACGUUGCCCAAUUACUUUGUCAAACAGAGGAAUCAUCUUCAAGAAAUUUCCAAAGAAUCUUGUGCAACCAUUUCCAAGGAGUUGACACAAAUCAUGCAGAAGCCUGUCUUAGCUCUAGCAAACUCCCCUAAACUUACAAAAUGCAUUGAGUCAAUUUUAAGUCAGGCACCCGAGAAGUAUGGAUACAGCACUCUCGUUGCACUUGUAAAGGAAUUCUACAGCUCCCCAGAUAAGAAUGUUUUGAAUGAUUUUCUUAAAUACCACCUUUACAAUCUUGGCUUAGUGUUGAUGAAAAAUCCCAAAACAGCGCAGAAAGGGAUAGAGUACAUUGAGUGUGUUGUUCAAAUUUGGAAAGGGACUGGAAAGCAAACAAAUGCCUAUGAAUUACUGUGUGAUUCAAUAAUACAAUGCCUAAGACGCCAUGAUGAUGGUGAUGCAGAAGCAACUGCCUGCCUCUUGAUUUCCAUGAGGAGCCUGGGAUUUUCAGAUCAAGACAUAAUUGCAACACUGACGAAGGCCACCAACGGUAUUGAUCUUCCUGCCAGUCUAUUCCAGAAUGCUGGAUGUUUCUACCAUGUACAAGCAUAUGAAGAUGAUGUUACUGAACCUAAUGGAGAGCUUCUAAACCAUGCUGAGAUAAUGCUGAAAAAAUCAGUGGAGUUGCAGCCAACCAAUGCUUCUCACUACAUAGAGCUUAGCAUGUUUUUAUACAGAAAUGAUCGUUUUGAUGAAGCUAUAGAGGCUGCAAAGCAAGGUAUAACUUGUAGUAAGACCUCUAAAGUCUUGAAAUACCUCGGUUAUGGUCAAAGUGAGGAGAUUACAUUGGAUGGUAACCUUGGUUACCAUAUUCAGCAAAAUGACACUAUUGAAGCUCCAGCCCUGAUAUUUGCAUAUUAUGUCUUGGUAGCUUGUUUGGAGGAGUUGCAUAGAGAGGAUGAAGCACUAAAGUUCAUGGACUCGUACAAAACAGCUUGUGGUGAUCCUCGUAAAGCUAUUGAUGAAGAUGAUUCACUGGUGCUUUAUAAUUACUCUUGUUUAUUGCUCAAGUUACCCGGAGUUUGACUUUGAUUUAAGAGAGCUAUAAAAAUCACUGACAGUGACACUGUGAGUAUGCAAACCAGAGCAAUUUUUAGCUGAAUGGCAAUCACAAGUAGUUUUUUAGGAUUACACUUUUUAGCUUAAGAACUUGCAUUGCUCUCUAAACCAAUCACAUGCAAAACUGAAUUCCUUCCCAGCUAGUGAGUACUCACCUAUUUCAGCCC
Messenger RNA from Pocillopora damicornis (cauliflower coral), 2453 nucleotides. RefSeq lists its product as uncharacterized. The record is from RefSeq and is a predicted model, not a curated record. NCBI's taxonomy places the organism in Eukaryota, Metazoa, Cnidaria, Anthozoa, Scleractinia, Pocilloporidae. Gene Ontology annotation, molecular function: protein binding.